AUGGCCUCUGAAACCCUGACCACCGUCUCGCCCAUCACGAACAGGCCCGUCCUGACCCGGGCGGGCGUGACACGAGACGAGCUCAAGGCGCUGCCCAAGGCGGCCCAGGAGGCGUUCCGGGCCUUUUCGAGAUCAACGACGCUCGGCCAGAGGCAGGAGAUAGUCGCCAGGGCGCUGGGCCUGAUGGCGAAGAAGAAAGACGUGCUGGCUCGCGAGGUCACAGAGCAGAUGGGACGGCCGGUCGCCUACACGGGAGUCGAGCUGACGACAGCCAUCCGGCGCGGAGAAUACCUGAAUCGGAUUGCGGGCGAGGCCCUGGGUGAAGCCUUGCCCGGGGACGCUGAGCCCGGGUUCAGGAGAUAUCUGAAAAAGGAGCCGCUGGGCGUCGUCCUCGUCAUUUUCGCCUGGAACCAGACGAACAACGGCAAAGAGAGAGGGGAUGCUAAAUGUGACUCGCUGGGAGAACAGUAUCCCUACUUGAUCCUCGUCAAUAGUUUGAUCCCUGCUCUAUUAGCGGGAAAUGCUGUGAUUCUUAAACCUUCCCCACAAACCCCGACGGUCGUCGAGCAGAUGGCCUCGAUCUUCCUUGAAGCAGGUCUUCCCCGUAACGUGCUGCAGUAUUUCCAUUGUGGCUCCGCCGUGGACCUGGAGACCAUCGUCCGCUGCCCCCUGAUCAACCACAUCUGCUUCACCGGCUCAGUUGCGGGAGGGCUGGCCGUCCAGAAGGCUGCUGCAGACCGCAUAGUGACCGUCGGGCUCGAGCUGGGCGGCAACGACCCGGCCUAUGUGCGCGAGGACGUGGAUGUAUCCUGGGCUGCAGCAGAGAUCGUUGACGGCGCCAUCUUCAACAGCGGUCAGAGCUGCUGCUCCAUCGAACGGGUAUACGUUCAUGAGAAAGUACACGAUGCUUUGAUCCAGGAGAUCAAAAAAGUACUCGCCAGCUACCGCGUUGGCGACCCGUUUGACGAAAAGACCCAGAUCGGGCCCGUCAUAUCCAAGAGGGCCAAAGAGAGCAUCCUAUCCCACAUCGAGGACGCCAUCAAGCGCGGCGCAAAGGAUGAAACUCCCGCAAAUGCCACAUUCGACAAUCUCCCGUCUGCCGGCAACUUUGUGAAACCUACUCUAUUGACCGGCGUCACGCAUGAUAUGCGGGUGAUGACUGAAGAGACCUUUGGUCCCGUCAUACCUGUCAUGAAGGCCAAGGGUGACGAAGAGGCCGUACGAUUGAUGAACGACAGCGACCUGGGACUGACCGCUAGUAUCUGGACAAAGGACGUCGCGACGGGCGAGAAGCUGAUACAAGAUAUCGAAGCUGGCACUGUCUUUGUCAAUAGGGCCGAUUACCCGAGCCCGGAUCUCGCUUGGACUGGAUGGAAAAACUCCGGAAGAGGCGUCACGCUGAGCAGAUUCGGGUUCGACCAAUUCGUUAAAUUGAAGAGCUUCCAUUUGAAGGAUUAUCCAAAAUAG
Molecule: messenger RNA, 1467 nt
Organism: Arthroderma uncinatum
Lineage: Eukaryota; Fungi; Ascomycota; Eurotiomycetes; Onygenales; Arthrodermataceae
Product: aldehyde dehydrogenase
Exons: 3
Coding region: 1-1467 (488 amino acids)
Molecular function (GO): aldehyde dehydrogenase (NAD+) activity
Source: RefSeq, a predicted model, not a curated record